Messenger RNA from Cucumis melo (muskmelon), 658 nucleotides. RefSeq names its product 40S ribosomal protein S27-2. Bases 165 to 425 code for a protein of 86 amino acids. The transcript is spliced from 4 exons. Gene Ontology annotation, molecular function: RNA binding; structural constituent of ribosome. Lineage: Eukaryota; Viridiplantae; Streptophyta; Magnoliopsida; Cucurbitales; Cucurbitaceae. Gene Ontology annotation, biological process: ribosomal small subunit assembly; translation. The record is from RefSeq and is a predicted model, not a curated record. Gene Ontology annotation, cellular component: ribosome; cytosolic small ribosomal subunit.
AAGAAAUCAAACGGUCCACAAUUCACAGCCGCUCCUUUAUAUUCAUCCUAGACGGCGCUCGUCUCCUCUUUCUUCACCUUCAUCGCACCGCCUUGUUUCUCUCGCGAACUGUCGUUGGAGUUUUAGGGUUCGCGAUCCACACAGUUCCCCUUCCUUUGAUCAUCAUGGUUCUUCAAAACGACAUCGAUUUGCUCAACCCACCCGCCGAGCUUGAGAAGAGAAAGCACAAGCUCAAGCGUCUCGUACAAUCGCCCAACUCAUUCUUCAUGGACGUGAAAUGCCAGGGUUGCUUUAACAUAACCACUGUAUUCAGUCAUUCACAAACAGUUGUGGUAUGUGGGAAUUGCCAGACGGUCUUGUGCCAGCCAACUGGAGGGCGAGCUAAGCUAACAGAAGGGUGCUCCUUUAGAAGAAAGGGCGAUUAAUUCUUUGCCUCAGAAUUGGUUUGUAGUAGGAUAAGGAUGGGUGGGUUUGAAUUUUGAUAUUGCAAUUGAGCAUAUUUUGUCUUUGUCUCGGGUUUUCUUAUACAUUUUGGAUGUUGAUUAUUCAAUUUUGCUUGAGAAAGGAAGAGCAUUUUGUUUGUCACCCUGUUCCAGUACAAUGCAACUAAGUUAAUUUUUGAAGUAAUUUACAUCGAACUAUUUUGAUUUGCUUGCCA